Molecule: messenger RNA, 870 nt
Organism: Aureobasidium melanogenum CBS 110374
Lineage: Eukaryota; Fungi; Ascomycota; Dothideomycetes; Dothideales; Saccotheciaceae
Product: tRNAHis guanylyltransferase
Exons: 6
Coding region: 1-870 (289 amino acids)
Biological process (GO): tRNA modification
Molecular function (GO): magnesium ion binding; tRNA guanylyltransferase activity
Source: RefSeq, a predicted model, not a curated record
AUGGCCAACAGCGAGUUUGAAUAUGUGCGCAAGUUCGAAGAAUGGGAUGCCCUCGCCCCUAGUAAUUGGAUCGUCGUAAGAAUCGAUGGAAGAGGUUUCAGCAAAUUCUCCAAACGACAAAGUUUCGCUAAGCCAAAUGACCGUCGCGCCAUAGACCUGAUGAAUGCCGCCGCUGUCGAAGUCGUCAAGCAAUUUACCGACAUUGUUAUUGCCUACGGCCAAUCAGACGAAUACAGCUUUGUGCUUCAUGAGGACUGCCAACUUUUCGAACGGCGAGCAGCAAAACUUGCAACGAGUAUUUCGACAGCAUUCUCUGUCGAAUAUUGUAUGCAAUGGGACAAGUAUUUCCCGGGGCAAGCUCUGGAAAGGCCAUUCCCGACAUUCGACGGAAGAUGUGUCUUGUAUCCCAAAAAGAAAAUUUUGAGGGAUUACUUGAGUUGGCGGCAAGCUGAUUGUCAUGUUAACAACCUCUACAAUACAACAUUCUGGAAUAUGGUCAAGGGAAAUCCGGCCACGGAGACACCACCCAUGACUACCACAGAAGCCGAGCUAGCAUUGAAGGGUACCUUUUCAGCAGACAAGAACGAGAUUCUUUUCAAGAAAUUCAACAUCAACUACAAUGCAGAAGAUGAGAUAUGGAAGAAGGGCAGUGUCGUGUACAGAAAAUUUGAAGACAAGCAAACGACCGAAGCAGCAACGUCGGGCAACCAAAUCGUUAAGCCUGCGGAUGAUCAUGAAAAGAAGAAGCCAAAGUCUAAAACACAAUUGGAAAAAGAAAGGAAGAGGAAGCAAAAGGCUAGGGUUGUGGUUGAGCACGUCGACAUUAUCAAGGAUAAAUUCUGGCAGGAGAACCCAUGGAUUCUGGAGUAG